Syzygium oleosum is the source of this 513-nucleotide messenger RNA. RefSeq names its product protein S40-1-like. Bases 61 to 489 code for a protein of 142 amino acids. NCBI's taxonomy places the organism in Eukaryota, Viridiplantae, Streptophyta, Magnoliopsida, Myrtales, Myrtaceae. The transcript has a single exon. The record is from RefSeq and is a predicted model, not a curated record.
CCCCCACCUCUGCACCCUGUUCAUAUCAUCACAAUUCCCAUCUCUCCCUCCUCAAUCUUCAUGGAUUUCGAAUUUCAAGAAUCCGACAUAGUUUUCACCGAUCAAGAUAAAGCAACGAUGGAUCGGAGCAGCGAUGAGGACAAGCACGAUUACUACAGUUUUUGCGAUACAAUGGUGGCGCAGAUUCACGACAACUCGUGGGCACAUGGCAAAUCAAAAAAGAAGAAGGUCAAGAAGAAGAAGAUGACAAAUUCGCAGCCGGUUGAUAUCCCAGAAAUUUUCAUCCGGUCCCCAGAAUCUGAUUACACAUUCAAGGAAGGUGAUGAUGAAGGGAAGGUCGUGCCGCCGCACUUGAUCGUCGGGCGGCGCAUGGCUGCAAGGAUGGCAUCAUCGGUGUGCUUUAGCCAUGGGAGGACGCUUAAGGGGAGAUAUUUGAGUAAAGUGCGGAAUUCAAUUCUUAGAAUGACCGGCUUUUUGGAGCCAUUAUAAGGUCACUUUUGGAGAUUUCAUUAU